Messenger RNA from Syzygium oleosum, 1149 nucleotides. RefSeq names its product GDSL esterase/lipase At5g55050-like. Gene Ontology annotation, molecular function: hydrolase activity, acting on ester bonds. Bases 1 to 1149 code for a protein of 382 amino acids. The record is from RefSeq and is a predicted model, not a curated record. NCBI's taxonomy places the organism in Eukaryota, Viridiplantae, Streptophyta, Magnoliopsida, Myrtales, Myrtaceae. The transcript has 5 exons.
AUGGCAAAGAAAGGUGGUUCGGCAGUGCUAUUACUCUUCGCCAUGUUUCUAACUCUGGAGUGCGGCUCGGCCAGUGAAGAGAAGCCUGCAGUAUAUGUGUUAGGCGACUCGACUGCUGAUGUCGGCACUAACAAUUUCUUGCCCGGCAGUAAGGCAAGAGCUGACUUCCCUCACAAUGGAAUUGACUUCCCACAUUCAAGAGCUACCGGAAGGUUCUCCAAUGGCCUCAACAGCGCCGAUUUCCUCGCGAAGCUACUGGGGCACAUGAGGAGUCCACCGCCCUUCCUCUCCCUUAAUAGCACAAACGCCCUGAAGCGGCACAGUUUAAAUGGCAUAAACUUCGCCUCAGGAGGUUCAGGACUUCUCGACACAACGGGGGUAACUGGUGCCUCGAAUGAAAAGAUACGGAACGUGAUAACGUUAGGAGAACAGAUAAAGCAGUUCUCCACAGUUCGUGAUACUCUCACUGCCGUUAUGGGUCCUACUGAGACCAGGAAUUUUCUUGCGAAGUCUCUCUUCUUCAUCAGCAUUGGCAGCAACGACAUUUUGCUUUACUAUCACUCGAACAGUACAGUACCCAAGCAAGACUUUAUUGCUACUUUAGGAUCAUCGUAUGAAAAUCACUUGAAGGUGGCAAUCCUUUUCAAAUUCUACUUGCUCGAGGACUCGUUUAAAUAUAAUCUAUUGGGUCUCGGAGCGACGAAGUUUGGCAUUAUAAGCGUGCCUCCUAUAGGAUGUUGUCCAUCUCAGAGGGUUCUCAGUGGUACAGGGGAGUGUUUGGAGGUCCUAAAUGAACUCGCACUAGCUUUCCAUUCGGAACUCGGAGCCGUGUUGAAGAAACUCAGUUCAGAGUAUGAGAGCAUGAAAUACUCACUCGGGAAUGCAUACGACAUGGCUAUGGAUGUUAUCGAGAACCCUCUUCCAUACUUCGAGGAUGUAAAAAGUGCAUGCUGUGGAUCAGGAACAUUAAAUGCUGAAGGAAUAUGCGACCCGAAAGCACGUCUUUGCUUGAAGCGCCACGAAUAUCUGUUCUGGGAUUUAUACCACGCAACACACACCGCUUCAAAGUUGGCGGCUGUGACUCUAUACACCGGCGGGCCGAGAUAUGUCACUCCGAUGAACUUUUCUCAGUUGGCUAGUGCUUGUUGA